UGAAUUUUUCUCCAAGAUUUUGACAACAGCCGGAAAAUUUAAGCGCAACAAGAUGAAGCUGAAUCUAUUUGUGUGCGUUUUGGUAAUAUCAAUCGCUGCGAUAAAUGCUCAGGAAGAAGCAAUAAAUAUCUGUGAAAAAGUAGCCGACUUUAUAUUUCUAGCUAAUAUGAAUGAUUGCUCAUCGUAUUACAUAUGUGUAAACGAAACACCUAUAGCCCAAAAAUGUGACAAUAAUCUAUAUUUCGAUGGCAAAGCACAAAGCUGCACACAUUCAUCUACCAAUUGCAUUAAUUGCUUAGCAUCAACUCUAAGCUACUAUCCACUAUAUAAAACGUGUGAUAAGUAUAUAAUGUGUUUCGCUGGACAACCGAUUCUCAGAAAGUGCUAUGAUAAUUUACAAUUCAGCGAAACUGAUUUGAACUGUAAUUUGGCUAGUAAAGUCGAUUGUGUGGAAAAUAACUGUCCAGUACAGAACGAUAUACCCACAGUCGUCUAUGUGCCAAGCUACGCCGAUUGCAACAAAUACUACGUUUGCAUGACCGGACAACCAAUUGCACAGAACUGUGCUACCGGGUUAUCAUUUAAUCCUACCUGCAAUUGUUGCGACCUUGCCGCCAAUGUGGCUUGCACUAACCCAAAAAGUAUUAGCAUGCGUUCAAUUGCGAUGUCUGAAAAUAUACCGGCACAGAAGGCUAAUAUCGACUGCCCUGAAGAGGGAAUUCACUUUUAUCCACAUGUACGCUCUACUAAGUACUACGUGUGUGCUAAUGGUCAUGGGGCUCUGCUCACCUGUAAUCAUGGGCUUUUCUAUGACUCCAAAACAACAACAUGUCGCGAGCUCAGAAACAUUUUACUUCAAUAAAAAAAAAUCAUUUUUAAUGUAUUUUAUUACACUACUCCUACUUUUUAAUUGGUGUUUGGUUAUUUUAAAUUAAUAUUGUAAUAAUAUUAAUGGAAUAAAAAAAUUAA
Molecule: messenger RNA, 969 nt
Organism: Teleopsis dalmanni
Lineage: Eukaryota; Metazoa; Arthropoda; Insecta; Diptera; Diopsidae
Product: peritrophin-48-like
Exons: 4
Coding region: 53-862 (269 amino acids)
Cellular component (GO): extracellular region
Molecular function (GO): chitin binding
Source: RefSeq, a predicted model, not a curated record